CCCACGCGCCCGACCGCACUCCCGGGAAGUCUCGCGAUGCCGUAGCCGGCUGCUCCCGCUGCGGGUGGCUCUGGCUGUUGCUGUGGUUGCCUGAGUUGCUGCUGCUGCGGCGGCGGCGGCGGCAGCGGCGGCACUGGUGGAGGUGUCGGCCCUUGGGCGGAUGUUGACAUUGUGUUGUUGUUAUUGCUGAUGGUAAUGGCGGCGGCGGCGGCGGCGACGGCCGGGACCCCAUCUCCUCUGUAGCCGGAGCCGAGGCAGCCAAGAGCGAACUCCGCGGCCUCUGAGCCCGAGGCAGCGACUCCCCUCAGCCUCCGCCGCCUCGCCUGCCCGUUUCCCGGCCGCGGCCCCGGCCCCUGGAGUCAGGCCCCUUUGGGCAGGGGGCCUCGGAGGCUCAGGAUGGCGGAUUUCGACGAGAUCUAUGAGGAGGAGGAGGACGAGGAGCGGGCCCUGGAGGAGCAGCUGCUCAAAUACUCGCCGGACCCAGUGGUGGUCCGCGGCUCCGGUCACGUCACCGUGUAAGGCCCGGAGGAGGGGAGGGCGAGGACGGGAAGGUGCAGGGCUGGGGUGGGCCCCCCCCCCCCUUUACUCCCCCCCCCCUUUACUCCUCGGGAGCCCUCUUUCCCCGGUGUCCGUCUUGUGUCGGGGCCUUCGGGAAGAGUAGGCGACCAGGAAGUGAGAACUUGCUUUAAUUUCAUUUGUUUCGAUCUCCGGAGUGGGGACAGACACUGCCCUUCCUCCCCCACACGCCCCCUUUAGCAGGCCCUACAGGCCUGGGCGAUGUGACGGAUCCCAGGAGCGAAGGUUUUUCUUGAGUCUGCCCUUUGGGCCACCUCUUCAGCUUCGGGGUGGAAGUACACGUAUUUAUGAGGUUCCUCCCCCUUGUUUUCUCUUCCAGUUACCCUGUGGUUCUCUCCUCUCAUCUGUGCCUUUGAGCCUAGUGACAUAUGGCUCAGAGGCCAGAUCUGGGCCAUGUGAGACCCCAGUGACAAUUGGUAAUGAGUGGUUCACCGUUGUGUCUGUGCCUUUCACACAUACUCACGGGUCUUCCCAGUUUCUUGCAGAGUCAAUUUCUGCGGAAAUGCAGGUUCCUGUAAUUGUAGAUGAUAAAAAUGUGUGGAUGAACCUACAUUUAAGAUCUGCAGAACGAUGUAUGUUUACUACCAGUUUUUAAAAAGAAAUCUACGUGCUGGACACACUCUGCUGGGGUUACUGAGUUCUCUCUGUAAUCAGAGCCUCCUUUGGGCAUGAACUCUGGGAUGGCUUCUUCGUUUGAUAAGGGUUCCUUCCUGUAAGUCUGAUUUGCAACAUUUAAAAGUCCGAUGUUAUUCAAACAAUAAGGAAUGAGAGCUUUGUAAGAAGGUCAUGACUAAUAAAGGAAUGUGAAGACUUGAACCAAAUAAUGAGCUGUCCGGAAGCAGGAAGUUUUGUAAUGUUUGUCUGAGAAGUCCAGAGUUGUGUACAACUUGAAGUAUUUAUAUUCUUCAUUUUAGAUCUCUUGUUCAAAUCCUAGAUCAAACUUGUAUGCUUGUCAGAAAUCUCCACACUACACCCUUCUAGUAAAAUAAAAGGGCCAGCAGAUCCGAGACUGUCUGGAACAGUUUUCGUUGCGUUUUUGGUGUGGGGUGAGUGGGAUGUGCAGUGAAUAACUUUUAGUGAAAAGGUAAGACUCCUUACAGAAGAUUUUCAGCAAAAUCCUUGUAUUUCUCACUACGUGAUAUGACCAGCCAUAUUGUUGUUUGGGUAUGCUUAUGUAAUGCUUUGAUUUCUUGAGCACCUGUUAGUCUAUAUUCAGGUGACUUAAUAGGGUAAAAACACUGCAUAAGCAUUGUCACAGUGCCAUGGGAAGACAAUGGGAUUUAUCACCACAAUAACAGUUACUUAGUAUUUUAACUGUCAUCUCCAGCAGAAUUAAGAAGUUUCAUGGAUAUUAAAUCUUUCUUUAACAUGUAUUACAGAACUUUUUUAGUCUCAUAGCCUGCCAUUUAAUUUUUUAGUUUGACACUCAGGACCUUUUUACAUACAUACAUACAUACAUACAUACAUACAUACAUUUAUUUAUUUUCUUUUUACAUUGUUUUAAACCUAAUGAGUGUAUGUGUGCAUAAAGAAGGGAUUUUUUUUUCAAACUCUUUGAUGCUAUCUCCCUGCCUUUCCCCUCUAAAUUCCUCCUGUUAAAGAAAAGCAGGCAAUUUUUUGCUAUUUAAAAAGGCGCUGCUAGAGUUAUAAUGUUUCCUCUGUUUAAGGAAAAGAAAAACUAAGCACUUUGUUGGGUAAAUAGAAAAUAUAAUAGAUAAAGUGCUCAGAACUAAGUAGGUGAUUAGUAAAUUUGAUUGUAGUUGGCUACUCAGAGAGGUUAAUGGGGUGGGAAAUGAUUAUUAGUGGUUUUCAGUCUCACUGCGCAUUAAAAUUACCUGCGGAAAUUAAACAAACAAAAGAACAACAACAAGAAAAGCUGCGUUUUCCCUGGGGCCAGGCCUGUUGAAGGCCUAGUAUCUGAGUGAGGUCCCAGGCCUGGAUGUUGGUUUAGAAAGUCCUACAGGUGAUUCUAAUGUACAGGCAGAGUUGAAAACCUCUCAUGCGGAGUAUGAGGAGGGACUACAUGCCCCCAGUAAGCAGUAUGCCUUUCUGCACUGGAAUUCAUGUUUCUGUGAUCUCUCUCAGUCACUUUCCCUCUUUUCCCCGUUACCUUGGUUCUAGGCUCUGGGUUCAAAUCUACUCUCUGCCACUUGGGUAAAUUAUUUAUGCCUCUUCAGUUACGAUGGGGAUCGUUAUAGUCCUUAAUUUUUAAGGUUAUUAAGGAUUAAAUGAGACAGUAUACGCCAGGAAAUCAUCACAUUGUGUGAUACUGUGCCCAAUAAAUAUUAACCUUCAUUAGUUACCCUCUAUAUUUAAAAGUGUUCCACUUUGAGAAACAUAAGUGUAAAGCACAGUACUAAGAAAUCCGAACUGCCAUUUUCAAACCUAACAGUGAUUGACUUUAGUCCUAUUUUUCCAUUUCUAAACAAUGUAUAUGAGGUUAAAUUACUAUGUGAAGUAUUUGCAUGAAAAGUAGUGAGAAUCUUCAUUGAAAACCUAAACCUGUUUUGUAAUGACAUAGAUAAGUAUAGUAAUAGUAAUACAAAACUUUUUACAUGACUCUGUCAUACAUAAUUCACUGGCAUACUAUGCCCGUGGGUAGCCCACUUAGUGCCCAAAGAAUUGGCUCUUUUUAAAAAAAAUUUUUUUUAAAGUUUAUUUAUUUUUGAGAGAGAGAGAGCGAGAGAGAGCGAGCACGAGCUGAGAAGGGGCAGAGAAAGAUGGAGAAAGAGAAUCCAAAGCAGGCUCCAGGCUCUGAGCUGUCAGCACAGAGCCCCAUGCAGGGCUUGAACCCACAAGCUGUGAGAUCGUGACCUGACCAAAGUUGGACGCUUACCUGACUGAGCUACCCAGGCACCCCUGAAAUUGGUUCUUAUGGGUUACUAUAACUGUUAAGCAUGUUCAGUUUUUCUUACCUUUAAAUAUAAAUAAGAGUUGUUAAAACAGUUGUAGUAAAGCUGCUGCUGCUCCCACCCUACCUGUUUUUUUUAAACUAAGGAGCUCUUCAGAGCAGUCUUCUCUUACAGGUUUGGAAGUAAAUGAUAGUGCCACCUGAAUCGUCUGUAAUCCUGAUCAAUCUCAAAACAUACCGAUUCAUCCAUAUUUGUUUUUCAUAGAUUUCACUUUUGAGUAGACCUUUAUAUCUGAAUAUUUCCACUUUUUUCCUCCCUACCAUAAUAAUCAUUUUACAGUAUUACGCUUACUUUAUUUUAGAAAUUACUGUAUUCUCAUGUGACAUGAUCUGGCAUGUCAUUAUAGUGAUGUGAAAAAGUAAGAUACCUUCCGUUUUCUCCUACAUAGGCAGGUCGUGGUUAUUUUGGGGGUAUAAUUGUAUAAUCAGAUUUUUGGGAUAUAAGGAUGUAAAACAAUUUGUCUAAACAAAGUCUGUUUUAACAUGUUUUUUAACACAAAUAUUUUUAUAUCGAUUGCAAAUCAGACUUAUACUUUGUACUUCCAUCAUGAUCAGUAUUCUUUUUUGACAUUCUUCUGGAUAAGUUUAAUAAUUUUCUUCAUUGCUAGAUUUGCAUGUAACAAUAUGGAACAGAGUGGCAGCUCCAACAGGGAGAAAUCUUAUACAGAAGCAUAUUUUGAGGAAAGGUGGUAUUUGAAGGAAGAGGGAAAUAAGUUCCUAUUAUUGCAUAACAUUUAUGUGCAUGGAAUUUAAGACUUGAGUUCACACUUCAAUUAAAAGUACAUUUCCUGUGUGUGUGUGUGUGUGUGUGUGUGUGUGUGUGUGUGUGAGAGAGAGAGAGAGAGAGAGAGUUUUCUCAUUUUAUUAUGUAAUGAAAAUGAGGGGAAAGUGAUUAUCUCAUUAGGGGGUAUAGGCGAGAUUGGUUAAUAUUCUUAAAUUAUAAAGUUUUUUACUCUUCAGUAGAUUUGUCAAAAUAUAGUGAUCAUUGUUGAAGACUUUGAUUUUUCACAAUGAUGACAGUGUUAAAGGAUUUAAUAUAAAACUUAGAAUUUAAAAAUAGUUUUUAGACCAGUAUUUUCUAGCUGAUCUAUCAUUAUAACCGACAUUAUUUGCUUCUGUCUCAUUUAAUGCCCUCCCAUAUCAGAAUCACACUUGGGGUUUUCCUAGGGCAUAUAUAAUCUUUGACUUCUAACUUAAGUCCUGUCAAAGAGGCAAGUUAUUUUGCUAAGGUUUGUUUCUAAUAAUGUUAUUCUCUUUUAAUUUCACUAAAUUAUUGUAUCUUCAUGUACUCUCUUCUGAGGUAUAAUCUUCCUACCAUCUCCACAAAUAAUUCCUCAUUCUUCAGUACCAGUUUUUACCAAUGGCUGUGGAACUCACUCUCUUUGCUUGUCUUCAUGUCAGAUUUGGACUGAGCAACAAAUUUGAAUCAGAAUUCCCUUCUUCGUUAACUGGAAAAGUAGCUCCUGAAGAAUUUAAAGCCAGCAUCAACAGAGUUAACAGUUGUCUUAAGAAGAACCUUCCUGUUAAUGUACGUUGGCUACUUUGUGGCUGCCUUUGUUGCUGCUGCACAUUAGGUUGCAGUAUGUGGCCAGUUAUUUGCCUCAGUAAAAGAACACGAAGAUCGAUUGAGAAGUUAUUAGAAUGGGAAAACAAUAGGUUAUACCACAAGCUGUGCUUGCACUGGAGACUGAGCAAAAGGAAAUGUGAAACGAAUAACAUGAUGGAAUAUGUCAUCCUCAUAGAAUUUUUACCAAAGACACCGAUUUUUCGACCAGAUUAGCAUUCACUUUAUUUAUAGAGACUUUCCAAGUAUGUUGUCUUUCCAAUGGUGCCUUGCUUGGUGCUCUCCUGGUGGUGACAUAACAUUGGUUCUACAGAAUCGUGUGGUGUUUUUUUGUUUUUUUUUUGUUUUUUUUUUUCUGUUUUUGUUUUUUUAAAUAACCGCAUGUUCUAAGUGUGCAUUUUUGUCAAACUUUGCAACAGUUAUUUCAUACAGAUGUUUAAUACUUAAGUUAUUGUGCUCUUUUCUGUUAUGUAUUCUGAUUUUCAAGGAUUACUUUUUUGUAUUAUCGAAAAAAUACAUUUGAACUUAGCAUAAAAAGUGGCCAGCCUUUUUUAUUUUAUCACCAAGGUACACACACAGUCCUCUAUUUAUUAAUUCCAUAAUAUAGAAGAACACUUUUGUAAGCCUCUACUUAUCUAUUCCAAGCACACUCUUUGUAUUAUUUUUCUUCCUUUUAAAAUUUAAAAUAGUUAUUAUUUUAAAAUAGUAAGUUUUCUUUAAUAGCUUUUUGGAAUCUAACAUAUCCUUUUCCAUACAAUUCCUAAUGCUCUGUUUACAGCAGAAAUAUCUGUUACGUUAUGAAGACCUAUCAACAAAUUUUGAAAGUGUUUCUGUCUUCAGAGGUAGUAAGGCAGUAUUAAAUUAUUUUUAAUAGAAUAGACAAAUAAUGAAUGGUAUGCAUGCACCUAAUGGUUACUAGAGCUCAGGAUCACAAAAUAUAGUAGCAUUACAAUCUGUGUAUAUUUUUGAUCAAGAUGAUAAUAAUGGCCUUACUUGCGUUAUUUUUUAUUGUUUAUCAAAUCUUCUAUAGAAAAGUAUGGAAAUACUCCUUUUAAAAAUUUCUAAGGAAAAUACUUCUCCCAAUCUAACAUAAUUGUAGAAUGGAUAUAUGUUUCUGAAAAGUUUUUGAAAGAAAGCAAAAGUUCUAGAAUUAAAAGUAAGCUCGUGUUUAAAUACCCCAUUGAUACUUAGAACAGAUUACUAUUGCUAAGAAACGGAGGACAUAUUUAGUACUGUUUUUAUCCACUAGUUUGCUUUCAGUCCAGUUAUGUAUACUUUUUUGACUGAGAAUGCGACAUGUAAGUUUGAAUCAGAUUAACGUAUUUCUUCUAAAUAUAUACAAAUAUACAUAUCCUCCCCCCCCCUUUUGGUUGUACAUAUCUCCAUGCAUUUUAAAACUUUCUAAAUUUCUGAAUGGCCUAUAUGUAAAUUUUUGUUUUUAUAAACCUGAAAUUAUACAAGUUUUAAUGUGUGUCAAGAACUUGUUCCAUUCAACUGUGGUAUCUAGCAAUAAUGUGAAUAACUUUUGAAAUUAUAUAAACUAUGCUUACUAAUUUGUAUUAAGAAUUGGUACCACUAUACAGUAUCUUUUCUCCUUGUAUUAAAUCUUUUAAAUACCA
Molecule: messenger RNA, 6670 nt
Organism: Leopardus geoffroyi (Geoffroy's cat)
Lineage: Eukaryota; Metazoa; Chordata; Mammalia; Carnivora; Felidae
Gene: CHIC2
Product: cysteine rich hydrophobic domain 2
Exons: 6
Coding region: 4848-5267 (139 amino acids)
Source: RefSeq, a predicted model, not a curated record